AUGAGCUCACUUGCCCAUAAUCGACCUGACAAACUCUGGAGUAGGGUCAAGUCAUCGACUAAAUCCAUAUCAUCUUCAUUUUCUCAGCUCUCCAUAAAGCACGAGAAAGAUGGAGAUGCACCAACUUCAACUGUUGUUCACAAGGCUCUCGUCAAAUUCUACACCUCUCAAGUCCCAUUCCAAGGUUUUCCAGAUUGGCUAGGUCAUAAAGAAGAAUUACCAGAUCAAGAUAAAGUUCUAAGAAAGCAAAAGAAUCAUAAACAUGACCCACGAUCAGGUGAGCCAGCUUAUCCUCAAUCAACUCAGUCAUCUGGGAAUCUCUCACCUAAGCCAUCUAUGAGGACAGCUGGGAGGGAUUUUAAAGAAUUUUAUAAAGCUGCACCAAAUGAUGGCUCAAUGGCUUCUUCAUACAGUUCGGCUCCUUUUCAAUCAAGGGUGACUCGUCUUCCAUCGCAAAACUCAUCCGAGCAACGAACUUCUUCACUGCUAAUGCGUGAAAGGCUCAAAAGGAAAUGA
Molecule: messenger RNA, 516 nt
Organism: Lachancea mirantina
Lineage: Eukaryota; Fungi; Ascomycota; Saccharomycetes; Saccharomycetales; Saccharomycetaceae
Source: the annotation of a GenBank genome assembly